AUGCGAACGCUUCGAGGGGAGGAGCAAGGUCUCCUUGCCCGUUCUCACGAUGGCAUUGACUCACCGCUCCUCACGCCAUCGCACCAAGAUGGUUCUGCAGAGCCGCUCAUAAAAACCGGUGUGGAAGGCGCUCCCGCUUGGGAACAUAUGUCGCCUAGACAGCGCACCCUAGUCUACCUCACCUUUGGCUUGCUCGGCAUGGGCGUGCUCUUACCGUUCAACUCGCUCAUUACCCCUGCAGAGUAUUUUCGCUCGUCGUUCGCACACACACCGUAUGCCACCACUUUCAGCAGCUGGAUCACGGUAUCCUACAAUGUCAUCAGCAUCCUCGUCGGCAUCCACGCAACCGCCACCGGUGGCUUCGAAAGGUCAAGUCCACAUCGCAGGAUCACUAUCUCGUCGACUGUCAUCAUUCUCUCCGUAUUUUGCUUCGCGCUUUCCACAAGAGUAGGAGAGUAUAGCUCUCGUACUGGUCAUCAUGAUGAUAAACCAACCUCACAACCUACCAGCCACACCUACUUCUAUUUCACCCUCUUCCUUGGCGGCUUGCUCUCGAGCGCGUGUGCCUACUUGCAGAACAGCGUCGUCUCGCUCAGUACUGCGUUUGGCGCAGGUGGAUCGUUCAUGGGCUCAAUGCUAGCGGGUCAAGGUGUCGUGGGAGUUGGUAUCAGCAUCUUUGGCUUCGCCUCUGCCUGGUCACAGCAGACUGUGCCGGAUGACGCCAUCUCUGCGGAUCGUCAAGCCGCUCAAGAGACGUCGCGUAGCAUUGCCCGAGCCGCGACCCUGUUCUUUGGCAUGAACACUUUGCUCAUGAUGGCGGUGCUUGUCGCCUUCCUCUGGCUUACCAAUACGCCUCUGUACACGCAAGUAAUGGCCAAGCAAAUUGCUACAAUCGACAAAAUCGAAGACGAGAACGACGCUUCUUCCAGGCUAGAUGAUGACGAUCUCGAAGGUCGGCUCGAGGGCAACGCAAUGACGCAGAGCUGGCACUCGAUCCGUUCUGUCUCUCACCCUGCUUAUAGCUCGUGGCUCAAAAGGGUGCCCGGCUUCCACAGACUGUCGCCCACAACGCGUGAAUCACUGCUGCGCAUCUCGCUCGUUCAAUCCAAAGUCAAGUGGGACUGUGCUGCAGUUGCCUUCAUAUUCGUCAUCACUCUCAGCAUCUUCCCUGCGCUCACAUCUUCGGUUCAGAGCGUCUACACAGGCACUUCCAGAUCUGGGUUCAGCUCAGUGGACCUUACCUCGCCGCAGCUGUUUGUACCCUUUCACUUUUUCCUCUUCAACCUUUCGGAUCUGCUGGGCAGAUCGUUGCCAAGCUUGGUACCUUCGGCUUUGAUACGCAAAGCUCGAGCACUAUUUUCGCUCUCGCUACUCCGCGUAUUGUUUGUGCCUCUGUUCAUGGCAUGCAACGUCGUGUCGACAAGUCAGCGGACGGGUCCUAUCAGCCGUAUCAAUGCUGGAACACCCGAAGGAUGGCUAGCCAGUCUGAUGCAGUCAAGCGAUGCUCCGUUCUUCAGUCUCAUGCUGCUGCUCGGCUUUUCCAACGGCCUCGUCAGCACUUGCAUCAUGAUAUCAGGUCCUGCAAGGAGCAAGCUAGUAAACUCGAAAGGCGCGAGCGAAGGACCUCUGGCAGCUACCCUGCUUUCUUUCUGGCUUUGCGUUGGCCUGGCUAUCGGCAGCGGUCUUAGUUUUCUUACUGUCAAGUCAUAA
Messenger RNA from Mycosarcoma maydis (corn smut), 1710 nucleotides. RefSeq lists its product as uncharacterized. Gene Ontology annotation, molecular function: nucleobase transmembrane transporter activity; nicotinamide riboside transmembrane transporter activity. The record is from RefSeq and is a predicted model, not a curated record. NCBI's taxonomy places the organism in Eukaryota, Fungi, Basidiomycota, Ustilaginomycetes, Ustilaginales. Gene Ontology annotation, cellular component: plasma membrane; fungal-type vacuole membrane. The transcript has a single exon. Bases 1 to 1710 code for a protein of 569 amino acids. Gene Ontology annotation, biological process: nucleoside transmembrane transport.